Messenger RNA from Cladocopium goreaui, 3087 nucleotides. The record is from the annotation of a GenBank genome assembly. Lineage: Eukaryota; Dinophyceae; Suessiales; Symbiodiniaceae.
AUGGUGUCUUCACGUUUGCGUGGGAAGCAGAAGCCUGCUGAGUUUGAGAGGGAAGCUGCCCCUUCAAGUAGCUCUAGUCUUCGAAAGAGACCAGCGAGCAAUGUGCAGAAACGGGAAGUGAAGAAAGCGCUGGACAAGCAAAAAAGUGCAGAGAAGAAGAUUCAGAAACUGCGAAAGAAAGUGGCCAAAGAAGAGCACAAAAAGGAAGAAGAGACCAUUGAAGAGACCAAGAAAGAGCAAGAAAAGGAAGAAGAGGCCGUUGAAGAGGCCAUGGAAGAGCAAGAAGAUGAAGAAGAGGCCGUUGAAGAAGCCACAGAAGAGCAAGAAAAGGAAGAAUACGACUUUGAAGAAGUCAAGGAAAAGCCAGAAGCUGAAGGCACUGACACUGCAGAGAAAAGAAAGAAGAUGAAGAAAAUGAAAAUGGAAGAGGUGCAGAAAGAGCCAGAAGAAGUCACAGCACAGAAAAAGAAGAGAGUGACGCCACUUCUGCGGGCCACUGCUGCAGGCUUGGUGGCAAAAGCUCAACGGCCAUUUGCAAUGUACUGCAAAGAAAUGGGCUUGCGAGUUCAAGAUGCUAGCCAAGGGUGGAAGAAGCUUUCUUCCAAAGAGAAAAACACAUACAUAGAGAAAUCCAAGAAUAGUUUUCUCCAGCAACGGCGAGAAAGUGCUGCAGCUGGAGUGUCCCUUCGCAAAACGCAACUGCAAUGUACAGCACAAGGCGACGAAGCAGCUGCUCAGAACAAACUGCUGAAGUCCAGCAACAAGAAAGGCCCUUUUGCUUCUUUUUGUGAAGAGACUGGACAAAGUGUGCUUGCUGCAACACGGAGAUGGAAGUCAAUGACGAAAGCACAGAAGGCCAGUUACACUGGUCUUAGUGAGGCAGAAGCGCUGCGAGCAAUGCCUGGACAGGAGGAAGAUCCUUCUGCCGCCGAGGACUUGGGUUUACAAAGCCAGAAGCUGGAUGGGGUCGGGCAAUGUGCCAUGUUUGCACAGCUAGUGGAUGGCCUUGCCUACCUCCAUUCCAAGGAUGUCAUUCAUGCGGACCUGAAGCCGGGCAACAUUUUGUUCAGUCCCUAUGACCUCAGUUUCUACAUAAUUGACUUUGGCAUUGCCAUUCGCCUUCCGGUGUCUGAAGGCAAAAAGCCUGAACAUGUCUACACUGUAGCCUUCCGAGCUCCGGAGCUUUUGGACACCAGAAAGCCGCUGAAGGAUCUUCUCACACCGCGCUGUGACGCAUGGGCUCUUGGAUUGACAAUCAUAGAAGCCACUGGCUUUGGUCGUUUUUUUCAAGGCACAAGCCCAGUGAAGAUAGUAAAGGAAAUACAGGAUUAUUGUGAUGAGAUGAGGACGGUGGGGGGUGUACAGAGCAAGCGCCUGAAACAGGCCCUGCAGUACUUGGAUGAUAGAAUCCGCAAUCGAGUGGUGGUCUUGUUGCGGGCCUCCCCUGAGUCCUUAUGGCAGAAGGUUUUGAAUGUCCGCGUGGAGGCAGCUAUGUUCCCGGAGCUGAAGGCGAAGGCAACCAUGCAACAGAACGAGAUCCAGCAAAUUAUGGAGUUGGCUUUGGAGCAGUGUCCUGACUACAACUUUGACGAGUCCUUGGUAAAGAUCAAGGACGCCACUGAUACUGUCAAAAAGCUCCAGGGAAGCGCGGCUAAAGAGGCAGUCGAGGUAGCAACAGCUUUGGAAGGGUCUCUUCAAGGCCUUGAGACCUGGAUGGACACUGUGCUGACUCCAGAUUACGAGGGCAAUGUGGACAGCAUCACCAGCUUCUCAGGUGAUUGGACGCUGGAAAACUUAGACAACCUUGACAUCAAAACACUGGCCGACAAGAAGUUUCCAGACAUCACCCUUCCUGACGACUUGGACCAUGGCUUGAUUUUGGAAAAGAUGGAGCUUCCGACCAAAAAGUCCCAUGGCAUCAACCGUGUGAUGCUGGCUUGGAGGAAGAGUGUCACCGAGUUUGAAGAGCCGGAUGAGGAAGAUGCAGUCCAGCAGAUUCUUGCCUACAUGGGCUACGGGCGAGAUUUGGCCAAAGUCACGCAGGCCGAGAUGUCACUUGUCACAUCGAAGGAGAUGCAAACGGAAAAGCCUUUCAUGGCCCUGUUGGCAGUCCACAACCAUGCCAUCACCCUUGGCUAUGUUGGGAGUGCCAAGAGUUUGAAGCUCAUGAUGGAUGAUCCUGGAAAACCUUGGGAUUAUGACCAGAUGCUCAUGAAACAGCACAAGCCUGUGGCCAAGGCUCUCAGCUCUGUGUCAUCUAUGGCGAAUGUGGCAGUGCAGAUUCAGUCUGCAGCAGACUUGAUGGAAUUGGUGCCCAAGUUCAAGGAGGUGGAAGCAGCUCUCUCAGUCCUGGCUUCAAAGCUGAUUGGCGAUACCAUGCUGAAGACUCUCAAGGAGGCGGCCGAAGGUGUGCAGAACAGCUUUGAGGCUGCUAUGGGAAAGAUGUUGGAGGGUUGUGAAGGUUCCUUCACGAUGCCUAUCCAAGACUUCAUCAAAAAGUACCGGAAGGUGCAUGACGCAGCAAUGGAUUGGAAAAUGGAUGCGGUGGGCAACUUGUUUGAGGGCGACCAAGCCAAGAAAGACUUCACUGAGUUGCAUGUGAAGUUCGAGGGUGCUGAGAAGACUUUGCCGGUCUUGGAGGGGUUCACCGACCACAGGUCCAGUGAUACGAAGAUGCGCAGUUUGCUCAGCAGGGCAUCCCAUGUCUACGAGGUCUUGAAGGGGGCCGUUGCCAGUUCCAAAGAACUCGCCAGUGUGGUGAUGAUUUGUGGCUACUUCUUGCAGCCAGGCAAUUCUGACCUGACCACAAUUCUUACCCAUUGCAAGACUAUGUAUGGGUAUGAUGAAGGUCGCCUUCCCACCAAGCUUUCCAAGAUGAUCCGUGAAAAGCAGGCCAAGGUCACUGACAAGAAAGGCAAGGACAAGGACACAGAGGAUGAGUCAGACAGUGACCCUGGCACCCGACACUCCAAGGCUGCCAAAAAGGUGAGCAAAUCCAUCACCAAGAAGUCGAAGAAAGACAAAAAGGGCAAUGAGAAGCAUGACAAGGCCAAGAAGGACAAGAAGGACAAGAAGAAGCACAAGUGA